Messenger RNA from Mesorhabditis spiculigera, 969 nucleotides. NCBI's taxonomy places the organism in Eukaryota, Metazoa, Nematoda, Chromadorea, Rhabditida, Rhabditidae. The record is from the annotation of a GenBank genome assembly.
AUGUCAAAGACUCCGGCUUCCGCGUCGAUGAGCAUCGCCGCGUCGCCCUCCAUCUGCAUCGGCCGUAAAAGAACGAUUGCCACAUCGCCGAUCGUCUUCUCACCCACCGGUGUGCCGGCUGCCAAGAAGUCGAGGACCCUGAAGAAGCCCCUCAACACGUUCAUCUCGUUCGACCAGUUCAAGCAGAUGCCACUCGACAUCUGGUUGAUGUACAAACUGACGCGCAGCGGGGCGGACUGGUGGCCGGAAGAGAAAUAUCUGCUCGCAUACGGUGAUGAAUACGGCUUCAAGCGCGAACUGGACCGCGGCUAUCCGCCGUACGAAGGCCGACGGUGCCACCAUGUGUCGCCAGACGUGGAUCGCGAGCCUCCGGCCGUCGAAGACCUCCAGAUACUGCUCAACAACGCGACUUUUGAUCAAUUUGGAUUCGGCAGCGGCUGGCCGGUGCCCGACGCCGAGAAGUACGAGAAGGCGCCCUACAUUCGAGCUCAAACCGCGAUGCUGCCGAUCGAGGGCCCGAAAGAAGAACUGUGCCGCCAGAUUGCCACGACAAAGCCGUACUGUUUGGCUGUACACUCCAGCCCGGGCAAGGCUGGUGGUGAACUCCGUUCUACGAUUAGCGAUGUGGUGAUGCUGAUGCCGGACUUGAAGAAGCUGUGGGUCCACCUUGGCCGUGAGAUCUGCGAGUCUGAGUGCCUCGUCGACGUGAAGAUGCCCACCAUCGUCGUCUACAUGGCGCUGAUGAAAGAAGUGCCCGGCGCCAAAGACGAUUACUACAAAACGUACGAGCCAGACGUCGCGCUGCGCGAGCAGUUCUACCACACACUGGUGCCCACGUUGCAGACCAUGAUCCUGCAAUGGGCGAAGCGGGAACGCGAUAUUGACCACGUCGUGGUGAACGCGCUGCGGACGGCUGCCGGAGAAGACACGUACAUCACAUCGGACGACUGCCCGGAAAUUCUUCGAGGU